Messenger RNA from Contarinia nasturtii (swede midge), 1564 nucleotides. RefSeq names its product protein nanos-like. NCBI's taxonomy places the organism in Eukaryota, Metazoa, Arthropoda, Insecta, Diptera, Cecidomyiidae. The transcript has 7 exons. Gene Ontology annotation, cellular component: perinuclear region of cytoplasm. Gene Ontology annotation, molecular function: mRNA binding; zinc ion binding. Bases 513 to 1418 code for a protein of 301 amino acids. Gene Ontology annotation, biological process: oogenesis; negative regulation of translation. The record is from RefSeq and is a predicted model, not a curated record.
GCGUCAGCCAAUUUGAAAACAUAUUUAUCGCAUCAACGGCAUUUUUUGUUUGUCUUUCUUGGAAAUUGUUUAGACUUAGUGGAAACAUUAACGAAAAAGAUAAACAGCAUCAACGAGAAGAGCGUUUAUAAAAUAAGAUCAUAUAUCCCGAUUAUUUCGUGAAUUUAUUGCGGACAUUUCAUCGUUUACAGAAGAAAAUUAUUUGUUUUGUCAAUUUGUUUUCUCUGGAUUAUUUUUUUUAUUGUUGUUUUAAUUUCUGUUGACAGUUUUGUUAUUUGUAAUCGGCAAAAUCAGUUCGUAAGUCAUGAAUUUGAAAGAGUAUGUUGAUCAAGAGGUAGAAAAUAUGAAAAUAAAAUUUGGAUAUUAUGGUGGACCAAAAGCGGCUCCAUUUAGAUGUGAAACUCUGCCAAAUGGUAUUUUUUCAUCAAUAUUUUAAAUAAAUUGGUGAAUGGGUUUCAUUUGUUGAGGAUUUCUUUUAAACAAAAUCAUUAGGUAGGUCCUACACAUUUCUUAUGAUUUAUUUAGUGAACUUGCGUAUGCUUUUGAAUGGAAUAACACCAAAUCUUAACAUGCCAAUACAACAGCACAAUGUGCAACGCUUCAAUAUGAAUCACACAAAUACAGCAUCAGCAUUGUCAUCAGCAUCAGCAUUGAAUGAUGUAAGUGAUUUUGGCAACAAUGGCGUCGAAAUCUAUUCAGACGAACAAACAACGGAUCCAUUUCUAUUGAGUGGUUCGAAUUUGCAAAACGCAAACUUUUGUAUGCCAUGGAAUGGAAUACCGGCAAAUGUUGAUCACAAAAAAUCGACAUCAGAAUCGUCAUCAAAUGAUUCGAUCUCUUGCGGUUACAAAAGCAAUGACCAUAUUGCACCCAAUUCGGUUAAACAAUCGCCACAUUCAUUUGAGUCGAUGGAUUCGAUUUGGCCAGGUAUGGAAAAUCGUCGUUGGACAUGGAACUCAUCGGCAACAGGAUCUUUGCCAAUACGCCAUCACGGUGAACUUAGUGCCAACCAACAACGGUACAUGCAAAAUCAAUUGUCAACCAAUGAUUCAAAUAAUUUCGGUUGGCAACCCAAACAUGGUGCACUCAAUCAGUACGAUCAAAUGGCAUUUCAUGAACGCGCAAGAAACAAUUUGCAUUUAGCAAAUGGUGACGCACCACCGCCGCCGCAGCGCUAUCAAAAUGGCCAUGCUAUCAAAAAGCGAUGCCCAAAAAAGAAAUUGAAGAACUUUUGUGCAUUUUGUAAGAAUAAUGGCGAACGAGAGUACAUUUGGCAAUCACACCGUAAUGUAGAUGAACAAAAUCGGACAAGAUGUCCACGUCUACGUGCAUUGGUUUGCGUUAUUUGCGGUGCAACUGGCGAUAAUGCACACACCCGACGUUACUGUCCGGACCUUGAAAUAUACAAGGUUCAAUAACAUACAACAACGAAUCACUGAUUCAUCAUACUAUGAUCAUCAUAGUAUCGGCUGCGAUAAGUCUAUAAUGACAAUGAAUGUCUUUUUAUCGUCAUCCCAAAUCUAUGACUACUUAAGUAGUGUUUUCUUUUGAUUUUACUUUUAUA